AUGCUGGGAGCAAAGCGACUCUGGCUACCAGCUCUUGCACCCAACUCCUGGUUGCCCCUGGCCCUGAUGCUUCUGGCCCUGGGGACCGGAUGGGCCCAGGAAGGGUCAGAGCCUGUUCUCCUGGAGGGCGAGUGCCUGGUGGUCUGUGAGCCCGGCAGGGCUGCUGCAGGGGGGCCUGGAGGAGCAGCCCUGGGAGAAGCGCCCCCCGGAAGAGUGGCAUUUGCUGCAGUUCGAAGCCACCAUCACGAGCCAGCAGGGGAGACGGGCAACGGCACCAGUGGGGCCAUCUAUUUUGACCAGGUCUUGGUGAAUGAAGGCGGCGGCUUUGAUCGCACCUCCGGUUCCUUCGUGGCCCCUGUCCGAGGUGUCUACAGCUUCAGGUUCCACGUGGUGAAGGUGUACAACCGCCAAACUGUCCAGGUGAGCCUGAUGCUGAACACAUGGCCUGUCAUCUCAGCCUUUGCCAAUGACCCUGAUGUGACCCGGGAGGCAGCCACCAGCUCUGUGCUACUGCCCCUGGACCCCGGGGACCGGGUGUCUCUGCGCCUUCGUCGGGGGAACCUGCUGGGUGGCUGGAAAUAUUCAAGCUUCUCUGGCUUCCUCAUCUUCCCACUCUGA
Pipistrellus nathusii (Nathusius's pipistrelle) is the source of this 618-nucleotide messenger RNA. The record is from the annotation of a GenBank genome assembly. NCBI's taxonomy places the organism in Eukaryota, Metazoa, Chordata, Mammalia, Chiroptera, Vespertilionidae.